Molecule: messenger RNA, 885 nt
Organism: Penicillium angulare
Lineage: Eukaryota; Fungi; Ascomycota; Eurotiomycetes; Eurotiales; Aspergillaceae
Product: SDR family NAD(P)-dependent oxidoreductase
Exons: 2
Coding region: 1-885 (294 amino acids)
Molecular function (GO): oxidoreductase activity
Source: RefSeq, a predicted model, not a curated record
AUGUCCAAUCAAGAUAGUAACCAGAAGUUCAAACUUGAGAAUGUCUUCAAUGUCAGAGACAAAGUUGCUCUUAUCACAGGUGGUGGAUCAGGAAUCGGGUUGAUGGCCACACAGUCCCUCGCCGUGAAUGGUGCGAAAGUCUACAUCGUCGGUCGCACAAGUGAAAAAUUAGAGCGUGUAGCAGAGAUCCACGGAAAGAAUAUUCCAGGUCAAAUUAUUCCUGUUACGGCCGAUAUCACCUCGAAGCAAUCAAUCCAUGAGCUGGUUGAGGAAAUUUCAUCCAAGGAGUCCAAAUUACACAUUUUGAUCAACAACGCCGGCAUCAGAUCUGCAUCUCACGAUACCAGCCUCAAGGACCCCAAAGAACUCCAAAAGGAACUAUUUCAUAACACGAGCACCUUCGAAGAAUGGGAAGAAGUAAUGCGCACCAAUGUCACGCAUUCCUUCUUCACUACUACUGCCUUCCUCCCUCUCCUUACGAAGGGAUCAGAGGACCCCGGUUGGUCCAGCACGGUGGUUAAUAUGACUUCAAUUUCUGGAAUCAUUAAAGAUGCUCAGAAUCAUUUUGCUUACAAUACAAGCAAGGCGGCUGCUAUUCAUCUUACGAAGAUGUUAGCUCAUGAGAUUACUACCUCUGGGCUGAAGAUUCGAGUCAACAACAUUGCACCGGGGGUUUUCCCGUCGGAAAUGACGGCUAUGGAAAGUGAUGAGCAACAGAAAAGUAAUCUUCCCAAAGAUAAAUUGCAGGGCAAGGCGCCUGCUGGGCGGCCUGGUAAAGAUGAGGAUAUGGCGGGGGCGGUACUAUUCACUGUUUCGAAUCAAUACCUUAAUGGGCAGACUAUUGUUGUGGAUGGUGGAUUUUUGCUUCAGACUGGAACUGUUUGA